UCGCCCUCUCCGAAAAUCGCUGUUUCCCUUCGGGAAAAAAAAAAUAACGUGUGCGACGCUCAACAGGAUGCCAAGAGCACGCGGUGCGCUGACAGUGUUUUGUACGCGACGCAUCCCGAAUGACAUGUGAAUUAUUUUGGUUGUUUUAUUAUUUUCUUCGACGGGAAUUUGAUGGUGAGAGUGACUAAAUGCAGUGACAUCACCAUAGCAUGAUGCGAGAUUGGUACCAUGGAUGAGGCGGAUAAUUUCAAGCUAUUAUGCAAGCAGAAGAAGUAGAAGAAAUAGCUGGUUGCUCGGAUGUAGCUCCCUCCAUAAACGAGAUGACUUUAGGCGUAAAGGACACCCUUUCACACGAAAUGACGGACGAACCAGAACUAAAUGAUUCGAAAUAUUGUUCGGAUAGUCCGACAAAAUUUGAAGGAAUCAACUUGGAGGAUGACAUUGAAAAGGUAGAGGUUACUUCACACGAGUCUUCAGAUUUGAACGAAGAUGAUUAUGCCAGUGAAGUACCGAACACAAUUCUACAAAAACCCUCCCUAAAUGGCCUUCCGGAUCAAAAUCCAAACGAGUCCAUUAAGAACUGGUUGCAACGAUUGUCUGAAGAGGAGAAUCAGAAGAAGUACGUCACUAGUCCGUUGAAAACGAUUGAUGUUAUUCCCAAAACGAGUUCGUUUAACAUGGGGAACAAUUUAGUACAAAAUACUAAUAGAGUAGUAAAAUAUCAAGACUUGCCUUACAUGGGCGAAAUGACUUUAGACAAUUCUAAGCCGAGAAGAGGUAGAAAGCCUAAGAAGGCGGACAUUUGUCAUUUAAUUUACAAGAACUAUGGAACUAUAUUUCCUGGAACACCCAAUCCCAAAAGUUAUACACAAAAUGGAACAAUUAAAAGUCCCAUAGACUCUAAGGACAUUCAAGAGAAUAUUAAUAGAAGUGAUGUUCAAAAUAGAAUAAUAAGUAGCUUAUUAGAGAAAAGACUGACUCAAGAAUUUAAAAAGAAAGAUAGAAACGUCCAAUCUAGUAGUAAAGGCACGACCAAUCAGAAUGAGCCUUUGAACUUAUGCAUUAGAGAUCUCAAUCAUUUAAAAAUAAGAUUGCUUAAAAACAAUGAUAACACUUACACCUCGGAAAUUAAAUCCGAACCGCAGAGUGACGAUGAGGUGGAAUUCGUCCAUGAGACUCCUUCUCCUUCAAUAAGUAUUAAAAAUGAAUUUCCUCCAUUACCUUCAGAUAGUUUAAGUACUCCAAGCCCAGACUUGCCUAAAACGCCCGAUAGUACAGCACCUGGAGGUUACGUUUAUUGGCCCAACGCCGGAGUUUUCAUUCAUCCAAUGGCUUUACAACAGCAACUUAUGAUGUAUCAGAGACUUGCUAAUAAUAAUAGUUACACCCUACCCAGUCAUAGCCCCAGACCACCACCCGUACCGGAGAUACGAAGCCCAGAAUCAGCCACAGAGUUAAGAAAAAUAGUCCCAAAAAUCCGAGUGAAAAGACCACAAUCCACCGACGAGACUGACUUAACCGCUCAAGAACAAAAAUCGAAGAGAAACGCUUCGACGGCCAGCGAAAAGACACCCACAAAAAGAAAACGAUCCGCCAUAUUCAUACCACCGAUUCCAACUGAGAAUACAGCAAAUCCAGCCACGGAAGUGAGCAUAUGCAAAUUCAAAUUUACCGGCGGAGCCAAGCCCAGCCUUCAAGAAAAGAAAAUGCUCUCCGUCGAUUCCGGCGGAAACUUUAGAUAUUACAGCGGAACCGGCGACAAAAGUAUGCGGGGCUACGAAUUCUUCCCGAGGGAAACGCUCCAGCAACAGGUAAACAACGCUCAGGGUUCGAGUACUGGUGCAUUUUUGCAGGCGAGCGGGGAAAAGAUUUAUCCAGUACCACCGAUGGACUUUACCGGCACUAAACCAAGUAAUGAAUUUCUUUUAAGGCCUGACGUUCCUCACACCAGCGUUUCACCUUUGCCGGAUGCAUCGUCGAGACACGGCAACAAUAAAAAGAGGAAGUCCAGAAAAUCGUUGCAAAGGGAAAAGUUGGAACAGACAUUUAAGGAGAAAGGAUUUUUGAUACAAACGCAGCAGUUGGAGUCUGCGGAAGGUGCUACUUAUUGUAAAUUCAGGCAACUCAGGAAAUUUACUAGGUACUUAUUUAGGAGUUGGAAGGAUUAUUUACCAGGAAACGUGGCUGAAAUCCCGGAGGGUGAACGUUUAGAGAAUAACAGUGACUUAACCGAGAAUGACGUUGACAAUCUAUCGAUACAUUCUAGUGAAUUGUCUUCAAGUAAUAUUCAAUGUUAAAACUAAUCAUUUUGUUUAUUUAACCAAAGAUUUCAGUGAUACAAGACACUGUUUGACAGGGUGAAUUUAAGGUGCUAAAUAUUUAGUAAUUAAGUUAAAUUUAAACUUUAUUUUAAUACACGUAAUCUAGUCCUAUGAUAUUAAAGUACUGUGUACUUCAAAAAUAUUUGUUGUUAAUUUAUCUAAUUAAAGAGACACUUAAUUUUGGAUAAAAAAUACAUGUUGUUAUAUA
Molecule: messenger RNA, 2529 nt
Organism: Aethina tumida (small hive beetle)
Lineage: Eukaryota; Metazoa; Arthropoda; Insecta; Coleoptera; Nitidulidae
Exons: 3
Coding region: 258-2297 (679 amino acids)
Source: RefSeq, a predicted model, not a curated record